UUCACUUAGCGACAAUAUACGUUCGAUUAGUGUUUGCUGUACUUGUUUAGCUUGCAUAAAAGUUUAUCAAAUUUAGUUGAGAGUAAGAAUUUAUUGAUAUAGAAGAGUCAUGAACAUGGAAGCCUACAAAGUUAUGUUGAUAUUGCUUGCUUUGGUACAUUUAUCAUCUGCAGCUCGUCAUGUUGUAUACUGGGACAGAGUACAAAUUCCAUCGCUAGCCGAAGAAGGGCUACAAAUUACUCUAGAAGUGGACGAUUAUAUGGAUGUACUAUGUCCCUACGUACCUACAUCUCACAUUGAAGAAACUAGACACAAUAAACGUGGACAAGUAUUUCUUCAAUUGUUCAACGUAACAAGAGAGGAAUAUGAAGAUUGUGAUAAUAGAAAUGGAAUUCGCCUUCAAACUUGUGAUAAUCCAGGCAUCGAAAAAAAAUUGACGACAAAAUUUCAAGAACGAAGUCCAUAUCCGUUUGGAUUUACAUUCAGACCUGGAGCAACAUAUUAUUAUAUUUCUAAACCACUUCAUGACAUCAGUAAAGGCUGCACUCAAGCUACAAUGAAAAUGAAAGUUAACGUACAAAAGAAAGGUGCAGUUUUUGCCGAGAGCCAACAUGAACAUACGAUAACAUAUAACAAACAUAAUCAGAAACAUCAUAAUGGAAAUCAUAACAAGAACAUACAUGUAGAAACAGAUCGAGUUAUGUCACCCCACCGACACAAUCAUCACGAUCGAGCGACCACCGUUAAGCCAACCACAAGGCCUCCACGUGUUGUUAUUCAGUUUGAAACUCCUUCCAUCAAAACACCAAAGAUUCGAGCGAGCGCUGUACAGCAAGACGAUCCAGAAAAUGGAGCUAUCGGAUUUAAUAAAGCUUCUUUGCCUAUUAUAAGUCUUUUUGCUUCACUAUCAACUUUGUUUUUGUGCAAUUUCAAUUCAAAUUUCGGGUUUUGGCAUUAAAAGAGCACAAGGGCUACUAAAGAAAAUUCAGGCCAUCGUUGAAGACCGCAUGGAUGCAUAAACUAACACGAGGUUAGAUGACAAUGCCAUUGCCGCGAAAAGCACAGAAUCCGAAUAAAGAUGGCUGUUUAUUGGCUUGCUUUAAUAGCCAUUAGAAGCAGGCCGAAUACUAAAAUCUCCGCUAUCGCGUGAAAACUACCAACAAAAAUGUCAUCAUUUCAAUAUGCCUUAUAAAUGUAUUGACAAUUAUGAUUUAUGACAUUAAUGAUUGUAUUUCAAACUAUAGAAGGAAAAUUGAUCAAAAUAGUUCAGAGUACCACAAUUACCCUGUAACAGCAUUUUUGAACCAAACCAAAAUUUUAAGCAUGAGUUAAUUAGCAGUAUUCUGUUGUUUAUCGAGAAAGCAUUUUUAAAUGUGAAAUUAUAGAUUUCAAAAUUAGGCAAUACAAGGUGUUCAUUUAUAAUGCUUUACCUUGCUUGAUUUUGAUACCAAUAUAUAUAUAUAUAUAUGGGGACUGUCUCAUUUGCUUUAGUGUAUUAUACUAUAAAUUAUAAUGACGUGGAAAGUAUCCAUUACUAACGAACGAAUAUCCAUUUUUUUCAAAUUUGUAAGUGGUAUAAUUGGUUGGAUUCUGAAAAACAUCAGUUUUAUAAUAUCUUCAAAAUGGUACAACAAAGUGUCUCAUUUUUAUUUUUAAUGGUGAACUUUUGAUGAAAUUUAAAUGCUUAUAUGCCGAUGCUUACAGCAAUGACACGUCGUUGAUGACCAAAAAUCAUGAAUUCACUAAUUAUCGCAAGUAAUUAUAACCAAAUAGGAUAUAUAUCCUAAUUUUGCUAUAACCUUUUCCUAAAACAGUCAAAUUUAUGGAAAACAGAAACUUUUAUCACAUUUACGGCAGAAUCGAAUCGAUUAAAUGAAAAGUUAAGUGAUUAGAAGUUUAUUAGUAUAUACCCAAAUGGUAGGAACGAUCCCCAAAAGUCCAUUUUCAGUAAUCGGCUCUUCCAUAAUGUGUGAUUUAUUAUAAAUUACGCAUUAUCUGUGAUUAGAUUUCGGCAAUGCAGAUACCCACGUGUGUCGUGAUGUCUUUUUAUGGUUAGUUGAUGCAACGAUUAUACUUUUGUACAAUGAGCUUUCUUUGAGUUUUGAAUGCUUUUGCGAAUGUUUUAUCCUAUUUUUUGUUAAGUGGGAUAAUUUGUAUCACAACAAUUUCAAAGUAUGUCAUAUCUACCGCGUUUUACCGAGCCAAUUGCCGAAAUUAGGAAUCUUUUUGUGUUGGCAACCGAUACAAUAAAUUCCCGCUAGAUGGCAUUCAAGAACAAAUAUUAUUUUAAUUUUCCGAUAUGAUACACAGCAAGCUAUGUUGGCUUAAGCACUUAUUUUUCUGCUAUGCUUUAUUUUGUUUUUGUUUCAUUUUUCUUUUGCGAUGUAUUGCUUUUUCAUUCUAGCAGUUGAAAUAAAUAAAAUAAUACCUGCUUAA
Styela clava is the source of this 2436-nucleotide messenger RNA. RefSeq lists its product as uncharacterized. Gene Ontology annotation, cellular component: plasma membrane. NCBI's taxonomy places the organism in Eukaryota, Metazoa, Chordata, Ascidiacea, Stolidobranchia, Styelidae. Gene Ontology annotation, molecular function: ephrin receptor binding. The record is from RefSeq and is a predicted model, not a curated record. Gene Ontology annotation, biological process: ephrin receptor signaling pathway; axon guidance.